UAACUUUUGAUGAUGUCAUUUUACUAUAAUUAACAAGAGUGGUGCGCGAUCUCCCAUUUUCCAUUAAAACAUAGCACUGUGAGGAUCGUUAAUACAAUAUUUCUUAUAACUAGGCAAAUCAGUUUUGUUAUGAAUAGCCAUAAGAUGAACAGUCAAUAUUAUGUCCAUAUUCACCCUGGAAUGGCACGCAACAUUCAAAUUGGUAAUAAUAAGACCAUGUAUAUAAACUCUAGCGGAGAAUGCAGUACCAGUCCACCAACACCACCACCACCUUCAGCGCCUAGGGAGACAUACGAAGAACGCAUGCAAAGAUUGGAAGAAAACUCGCGGAAGAGAAAAGAAGAAGCGGCGGCGAAGAAACGCCUUGAAGAAAAACAGAAAAGACGAGAAGAGCUUAUGAGGGAAGAUCACCGGUUUAAAGAUUUCGGUAUGUCAAGAAUUCAUUGGAUGCAUAUGAUGAUGAAUGGACGCAGAGGAACUGAAAAUGUGGACACCGUUGGGGACCCUGUGGAUGCAGACCAGGAGACUAUUGAGGAUACAGACGCGAAGAAACGUAGGGAAGACAGACAGAAAAUACGAGGCGAGGUUGAGCGAGAAAGUCACUCGUUGAGAGAUUUGGAUAUGUCAAGAAUUGAUUGGCUGCGUAUGAUGGAAGAACGUAGAGGAAUGAAAAAUGUAGACACCGAUCGGGACCCUGUGCAUAACGAUGGAGGACCCGUGGAAAAGGACCGGGCCACAGACGCGAAGAAACGAAUAGAAAAAAGACGGCGAGAAGAGGUUAUGCGAGGAAGUCACCCGUUGAGAGAUGUGGAUAUGUCAAGAUUUGAUUAUCUUCGUAUGAUGGAUGAACGCAGAGGAAUGAAAAAUGUGGACACCUAUCUGGGCCCUGGGAAUGACGAUGGAAGACCUGUGGAAACAGACCGGGACACUGUGGACACAGACUCGAAGAAACGAAUGGAAGACAGACAGAAAAUACGAGGCGAGGUUGAGCGAGAAAAUCACCCGUUGAGAGAUUUGGAUAUGUCAAGAAUUGAUUGGCUGCGUAUGAUGGAAGAACGUAGAGGAAUGAAAAAUGUAGACACCGAUCGGGACCCUGUGCAUAACGAUGGAGGACCCGUGGAAAAGGACCGGGCCACAGACGCGAAGAAACGAAUAGAAAAAAGACGGCGAGAAGAGGUUAUGCGAGGAAGUCACCCGUUGAGAGAUGUGGAUAUGUCAAGAUUUGAUUAUCUUCGUAUGAUGGAUGAACGCAGAGGAAUGAAAAAUGUGGACACCUAUCUGGGCCCUGGGAAUGACGAUGGAAGACCUGUGGAAACAGACCGGGACACUGUGGACACAGACUCGAAGAAACGAAUGGAAGACAGACAGAAAAGACGAGAUUUCGAGUAUAUGAUGAUGAUGAUGAUGAUGAAUAGACACCGAGGAAAGGAAACGUACACUGAUAGUCACGGGGAAGACAUGCGCGAUAAGAACAAGGAAGACGAUAGCGCCACGAAUAUAAAUCGGGAUAUCCGGAAUACUGACGAGAAAGGUAUGAAUGAGGAUGGCGAGAACAUGAAUACCGAAAUGGAAAAUGUGGACCGGGAAGAAGUGGACAUAGACCGGGACAGUGUGGACACGGGUCGAGACACAGACCGGGAUAGUAUGGACACAGGUCGAGACACCGUGGACACAGACCGGGGUAGUCUGGAUACAGACCAGGACACUGUGGAUACAGACCGGGACAGUGUGGACACAGAUCAGGACAAUGUGGGUGCGAUUAAAGAGAACCAGGAGGACAAACAAAGCGCAUUGGGAUCUGUGGUAUCAGAUGUAGCAAACGACGAUGAGAGGAACAGAGAAGGUGAGAAGAAGAACAUAAAUCUGGAGGGAAAAUACAGCGUGGUAAACGAAGAUGAUUAUAGGCACGACCGGGCAAACGAAGAUGACUGCAAAUACGACCAGGGAAACAAAGAUGUUAACACAUUCACGAUGACUAAUAAUAGUUUCGAUGAUAAUGAUUUUAUGCAUACCUAUUUCACCAGCAUCAACAAUUUUGGCAGGUGCUCUAAUAUACAAAUUGGAAAUCAAAACACGAUGAUAUUGUCGUCUACAAGUAACACACCAGCUUCUGGUUUCAGCCAGAAAAAUAGAAACGCAUGGAAGGGGACAGAUGAAUUUACGAAAGCAAGACAAGAUAUGGCUGAGCUAAAACGAGAAGAAUCCAUGAAGAAGAGGCAGGGAUGCGACAAGAUUAAGCUUCAUAUAUUUGGAGAUGCUUUCACAAAUAGUGACCGGAAAGGAGUAUACAAUAAUCGCUGGGGUGCGGGCACGUAUAGGAAGGAACAGAAUCAAGACAUGGAAUGUGAUGAUGAUGAUGAUGACGUGGAUUAUGAAAAGAAUGACACAGAUCAUGAAAUGGCGUAUGGGGCGAAAUAUGAUGAGCGUGAUAGACAUUUCAUGAAACAAGGGGACAGUGAUAAACUUGAUUUAAUUCUUCUGUCGAAUAAAAUAUGGCCUGGGCCUGGUGGAGAAGGUUGCCAUGUGAACGUGAAGAGAACAAUAUCAAUACAAGAACUUGAAGAUGUUCUAAAAUUGAAGUCAUUUGGUGUUGAAGUUGACCACAUCUAUAGGGAAAGAUUGGGUCCUAUUUUCCGAUUUGCCAUGGAUUCAAAUAAGCCCAUCAGUGACUAUUUCAUACAAGAUGGCGACCAGGUCAUAUUAUUAGAAACGGGGGCGUGUCCGUUGUGAUUUAGUGAGCCAAUGAGCGUUCUCGCUACUGAUCAAGGGGGGUAACCAGCCCAGGUGGCGCCGCGCUUCACGGUUUCACGAGACGCUAUUAUUUUGUUUUAUAUCCUAUAAGUAUAAAAUAUAUUUUAUAAUAUAUUCGGGACAUAAACUGUUUAAAUAAAUUAUUUAGAUUUUAUUCUAACACUGUAUGUUUGUCAACCUGUUUCGAUUUUCGAUAACUCAAACAAACUAAAACUUUAUCAUUACCGAUUAGAAGCCUAUCAAAUGUCAUUUAUUUCUGAUAACUACUUCACCGGUUGUUUUGGUGUCUUGUAAAUAAGCUCAUGAACUAGAAAAGAAUAAAAAUGGGACAACCCAGAUAGCAUAGCUGUAUCAGCGUUAAUUGCUUUGCCUGGCAAACCACCUUUUAUGCGCUUUAGAUAUAAUACAUGACUUUAAUAUAAAGCGGUAAAAAUAUAAUGUAUUUGUUAAACACAAAAGAUUUAUAUCUGCUAUUUGUAAUAGUAAUAAUAUUUAUUGUAUUAAUGCAGGAUACAAUUAAAGCUUUUUAAAGCCAACAUUUAAAA
Molecule: messenger RNA, 3296 nt
Organism: Patella vulgata (common limpet)
Lineage: Eukaryota; Metazoa; Mollusca; Gastropoda; Patellidae
Exons: 3
Coding region: 130-2730 (866 amino acids)
Source: RefSeq, a predicted model, not a curated record